GGCCCCGCGAAGCGCGAGGUGCGGAUGGCGCCCGUGAAGUCCGCCGAGGAGCUCCGAAAAGCGCAGGACGAGGAGGCGGCGGCGCGACGAGAGAAGGAGAAGCGCGCGCUGUUUCUGCGCGAACAGCGGCAACGGCAGCAGCCGGCGCAGCGCGAGAAGUUGCUCAUGGUUCCGCCCGGGUUUCAGCCCACGCCGGACGCGGGUAACCGCAAGGUGAUGCAGAUGCCCGCGCCCAGGAACCUUGCGCUCGCCGCGUUUGGCGCCGGACCGGGAUCACAGACGGCGAUGACACCGGGGCGGCAGGCGGCGAUUGCCGCCAUGCAAACCCCUCUGCCGAACCGGAACCGCCGCGAGUCGGUCUCGAUGACCCCGGGACCCCGGGGCGGGCGGUUGAGCGAGAUCAUGAGCACGCCGAUGGCGAUGAGCACGCCGCGUUCCUCCGGGGGACGGGGCACCGCGCCGCCUGGGAGCAGGGGCGCCGCGAUGCUGCAGCAGGCGAUGUGCACGCCGGCGAGAGAGACUGUUGUAGCGGAGACUCCCGCGGGAUCUCGCGGGAUGGUCGUCGCCGCGACGCCUCUUCACAGUCGCGACGGCGGAGGCGUUGGGGCGCAGCAGCAGCAGCGGGUGGGCGCGCGGAAGGGUAUGUUGGGUUUCGGCGCGAUGGUUCGCGAGGCGAGGGAGGCUGAGGAGGAGCAGGCGCCUUCGAAACGCGCGAAGAAGAUGUUCACCUUUGGCGGGCGCGGCGACUGAUGUUGGCAGUUAUUAGACACCGAUGGACGUAGAAUUAGAAGAGCGUCGGGGGAUGGAAUCACGGGUGCCACGUGCGAGUCCU
Micromonas commoda is the source of this 832-nucleotide messenger RNA. RefSeq lists its product with no specific name. Lineage: Eukaryota; Viridiplantae; Chlorophyta; Mamiellophyceae; Mamiellales; Mamiellaceae. The transcript has a single exon. The record is from RefSeq and is a predicted model, not a curated record. Bases 25 to 750 code for a protein of 241 amino acids.